UUUCCUUCUUUUUGUAUUUAUAUCGCCUAUCUCUUCAUGUUUUAGGUCUAACACGGCCUACUCGCUCUGUUCGUUUCAAGGCCGCGUCCCUGGUGAUCUUCCGCCUUACAUACCAAUCAACGGAGCCCUGGAGAUCCCCACUGCCUAUCGCAACGCUAGCGCCCAUCAGCCACCGACCACCGUCAUACCUUAUACCCCAUCGUUCGUUGCGCUCAUUUUAGUUUCUCCAACUACACCACACUCUCCCUCCAAGCCAACGCUUCGCUAUGUUUGGAAAGGGCCGAGAGGAGGCCGCUAGGGUAUAUGUUCCCCCACUGCUUGAGGAUGACGAGCGUCUCGACGAUCCCGAGGCUUCCGCAGACCUGCCGCCGCCCGACGUCGAGGCACACAGCGCUCUUCCCGUCUGGUUGCGAGAGUCAUCCAAGUCGUUUCGCUGGAGAUGGGUGCCGUUGCCGCUCCGAAAGGUCGGUCGCGCCACCGCCAAUUGGGUCAAGGGUCCCGAUCCGCCGCAUAUGCUUCUGUUGAAGCCACUGUUUCCGCGAAUCCAGGAGCUUCCAGUCCAAUACCUCGACCGUCUCUUCCCGAAGCGCAAAUUUAAGACUGUACUCUUAUUGCUGCUCUAUAUAUCUUGGUUCUUGCCUUGGUCUUUGAUUUUAUUACACUCGCGUUCUUCCGGUUAUAUCGAAGGGUACGGUCGGCCUCAGACGCUGUCAUGCUCGACGAACUUUUGGGAGUUCGGUAAUGGGUGUGGUAUUAACGGAAACGACUGCCGUCCAUUUUCUUCUUCGACUACUCCCUUCCGGUGUCCUGCGAAUUGCCGUGAUACCAAAUUACUGGAGCCUUACGUUGUGGGAAACCAUACAUACAACUACCAAGGCCUAGUAAUUGGAGGGCCUGACCCAGAUUCCUCCCAUGCGGCAAUUUACCGUGCGGAUAGCUUUGUCUGCCAGGCAGCAAUCCAUGUCGGUGCAAUCUCGAAUGAUGGCGGCUGCGGUGUUGUGAAGCUUGAGGGUGCAGCGCACUCUUUCCCAUCCGUUAAGCAACACGGUAUUCUCUCUGCCGGGUUCCCAUCGACCUUCCCGAAGGCUUUCAGCUUUCUUGAGCUAUCCUCGCCGCAAACCAGCUGCCCGUCAGAUCCACGCUGGACGCUUCUUGGAAUCACCGCUGCGGCCGUUGGCGUCCUGUGGCUCUUCUGUACAUCGCCGCCUGUCCUGUUUUUCAGUACAUUCUUCAUGGUGUUCUGCCAUACGGGACUUGUUGGAGACCCGCCCUCGGAUCCUUUCUUGGCCGACCUUGUCUCCAGUCUUCUAUCACGGCUGCUGCCAGCGUCAUUUGUUGUCUACGUACUUUAUAAGUUCUGUGCAGCGCCGCUUUUGCAGCCAAUUUCUUCGCCUAUCUACCAGCUUUCAAAGUUGUUACUUUUCCUACCCCCGCUUUUCAUUGGAGCUCUGAACAACUAUACCUUUGCGCGGUUGAUUCCCUUGCAGCGUCUGACCCCGAUGGACAUUCAAAAACAACCUGGGGCAAAGUUGGCGUUGGCUUUUGUCAUCCCAAUUGUGAUUUCGAUCAUCCUGAGCCAGGCGUGGCAAAUUCGCCAGGGAGGUCGGCUCCCACGAUAUUUGAAGAUAUACUGUACCAUGGGGCUCAUCAUCUUGAUUUUACUUCCCCUCCCUGGUCUUCGCCUUCGGAUUCAUCAUUAUAUCCUCGCCAUUCUCCUCAUGCCGGGCACCGCCUUUCCCACUCGUCCCUCGCUCAUCUACCAGGGUCUGCUGCUGGGUCUUUUCAUCAACGGAGUUGCGCGGUGGGGCUUCGCCUCGAUCAUCGAGACUCCGGCAGCUCUAGGAGAGCAAGCGCCGCUUGGAGAUGGAAUCCAUGGCUGGUGGGGUGCUACCUAUCCAAAUAUCACGACUGCAUCAGUGAAUGUCUCCCUGCCAGACUUGGGAUCGAACAACACUUAUCGCGGCAAUGGCAACAUCACAUUCGCUCUGUGGGAACACGAGCGUAUGGCAGAUCUUGCGGUGGACGGCAUCUCGGUUCUUCUUAACGACGUAGAGCGCUGGCGUGGUUAUCUCGAUGAAGACAAGCGCGGAGAAUUCACCUGGCACCGCCAUGGCCAUGAUGGCCUAGAGCUACAAACAAACCCUCGUCUGGUCAACCGUGAUUUGGACACCAACAUUGACACCAAAUCGAUUCUUUUGGAUGAUAGUGAUUCUGAUGAUAAACCCGAAGACCUAUUUUUCCGAUUCGCAUUUUUGAGAGGCUCCGAGGCUGGCACUUACAGCCCAACAGGAGUCUGGCUGAGCGAUGGCGCGUGGUCGCCCCCUGCGCCUCCCAAGAAAUAGAUCUGCUUUCCCUCUGCAUUGGACACUGAGGUUGUUUUCGCUUUUAUAUCCCGCCGCAACUUUCAAGAUAGAUUGAUUAUACACUUUUGGUUCAUGUGCUGGACACGCUGUGCCCAUUGGAGGAAUAGAACAGGCACGGCGUGUUUUGAUCGAUCUCGUUCAUGACUGGUCACGUUAAACGAAUAUAUCGCAUACUAUGAUUGCUCAUACCUAAUACCGGUAGAUAUUAGCCUUCAGAUUCAAUAUAUUCCCAUCUAUGUACAUAUAUA
Penicillium samsonianum is the source of this 2611-nucleotide messenger RNA. RefSeq names its product LCCL domain-containing protein. Bases 267 to 2342 code for a protein of 691 amino acids. The record is from RefSeq and is a predicted model, not a curated record. The transcript is spliced from 2 exons. NCBI's taxonomy places the organism in Eukaryota, Fungi, Ascomycota, Eurotiomycetes, Eurotiales, Aspergillaceae.